Messenger RNA from Schistocerca nitens (vagrant locust), 561 nucleotides. RefSeq names its product cuticle protein 6.4-like. The record is from RefSeq and is a predicted model, not a curated record. The transcript is spliced from 2 exons. The coding region runs from base 117 to 383 and encodes 88 amino acids. Lineage: Eukaryota; Metazoa; Arthropoda; Insecta; Orthoptera; Acrididae.
GCCACGCCUCGGGGACUGGAAGCCUUAUAUAAGGCUGCCCCUCCCAACGCAGACGUCAGCAUUCGCCCGCCACAGUUUUCAGCGCAGGAGAGGCAGCCAACCAACGAUCACCAACCAUGAUGAAGUACCUGGUCCUGGCCCUGUGCGUGUUCGCCGCCGUCUUCGCCGCUGAGGAGUCCGCCCCCAAGGAGAAGCGCGGCCUGGCCUACGCCACCGGCCUCGGCUACUCCGCCCCCCUGGCCUACUCUUCUGGAGUCUACGGUGGAUACGGAUACGGAUACCCUGGAUAUGCUGCCGGCUACUACGGCCUCGGCUACCGCGGUCUGGGAUACAGCGCAAUCGGCUACCAUGGUCUCGGCUACUAUGGUGGCUACCACUACUGAGAUUCGCACAUUCACGUCCCCCUCCAGUCCUGACAAUCCUUUCCCCUCACAUCCACUGAGCCCAGCCAUCAAGUAAUUUCCAACAUACAUUUGAGUAUAUGAGAUCUGAUGUUCCAGUUGCUGCAGUAGCUCGUAAUCGUCACAAUAGAAAAUAAAUCAUCUCCAACUUAUAAAACAA